UGACCCUCCUCCCGCCCGCCGGUUCGGCCGGCCCAGCUGGGCGCCCACGGGCUGCCGGAGCCGCCCCCUUCCUGCCCGGCAGCGCCCCAGCCAGCGGCCGCCCAGACUGGCCAAGGCGAGCGCAGCGGCGGGAGCGGGAGCCGAGCGGGGCCGCCGGCUGCAGAGACUUGACUUCCAGAAAUCUGUGUGUUCAGGACAAGGCAGCAAGGCCCUAUGGGCAGCAAGUGACUCGGUGGCCCUGCAUCAAGUCCAUGGCCGGGUUGGAACUUGAACUCGGUCCUCCUGGGCUCAAGCUUAUCCUGCUGUCUCUCUGAACGUGUUGCAGGCCACCGUCCUCCUUGCUGCGCUGUCAUUCUUUCUCCACUCCUUCCUGACUCCUGCUGACAACCUGUAGCCAGCUGAGUCGAAAGGGAAUGAACAGCCCUGAACCCGCACAGGCACGCCCCCGCACCGGUCCCCAGGGGAAGCUGGUGAUGCAGACCAAGCUGCCCCGAAGGAGAAGCGUCAUGCAGCGCUGAAGUGGGUCCUCCAGAGGAAAGGUGAGGGCCGACAGAGUGAGCGCAGUGGAGGGGGAACAGCCACAGCCUCUUGCCCCAGGGAAGAUGCAGGCACAGCUCAGUGCUAUGGAGAGAACAACAGAGACGUCUGAAGUGCUGGAGAUCAUUGUGGAGACUGAAGCAGAAGCCGGGGUCAGCGGGAUGCUUGUAGCUGCCGGAGGGAAGGGGGGCCUUUUUGUCAAAGAUGUGCUGAAAGACUCACCGGCCGCUCGGGCGCUGAGCCUGCGGGAAGGUGACCAGCUCCUGAGUGCCAGAGUUUAUUUUGACAACAUGAAGUACGAAGAUGCCUUGCAGAUCCUCAAAUGUGCCGAGCCGUACAUGGUCUCCUUCUGCUUGAAGCGGACGGUGCCCAGUGCAGAUGUCUGUCGCAAGCCUGGAGCCGCCACCUCUGAAGUGAGAGGCCCAAAAGCCAAGAUGGCCAAGCUGAACAUCCAGAGCCUGGUACCACUGAAGAAGAAGAAGAAGCAAGUGGCCAAGGGCUUGGCCAAGGGCCUUCAAGAGGCGGAGGUGCAUGGGAGUGGGGACCCGGCAGCCAGGAAGCUGGAGAGCGCGCCUGUCGACGUGGAGUUCUUCUUGCCCAAGUUCUCCAAGUUGCGCAAGGCCAAGAGCGCUGGAGAGGUGGCCUUUGCUGAGCCCAGCCCAGACAUCUCUCCACACUUGUCUUCUCUGGAGACAAAGCGGCACAAACUGAAGUUCCCCAGGCUGAAGGUCAAGGAAGCGGCGGCGGCAGCAGCAGCACAAGCAGAGGGAGGCAAGGGCCGGCUGGGAGUGGGCCUGCCGAAGACUGUAGUAGAGAUGACCGCGGGAGGCAAAGGGGGAGCCCAGGGGAAAGGCUACCGUUUCACGGUCCCCUUCUCCAAGGUGAAGAGAGCCAAAGGAGGGGUGGGGGCCAAGGGGGGCGCUGGGUUCCAGGCCCCGCAGGUGGAACUAGACCUCCCCUUGCCUAGAGUUGGUCCUGGGGGAGAGUCUCCCAAGGCCAGCCGCAAAGGCGAGGGCUUCAGGAUCCAGGCACCACAAUUUGGACUGCCCAAGGUGGAGGCUGUCCUGCCCCAAGUCAGCACAGUGGGGCUGGCGGUCCCAGAAGUUGGCCUCCAAGCUGGACUAAAGAUCCCCGUGGCUGAAGUGUCGGCUCCUGAGGUAGACGUAGACCUGGGCUUCCCCAGAGUGGCGGGUGCUGCCCAAGAAGUUGCCCCUAAAGGGCAAGCCUUCAAAAUCAGGGUCCCCAAGUUUGGGGUCUCUGCUGAGGAGGCAGAGCUGACGCUGCCUACCCCAGACCUCCAAGUUCUCCUGGGAAAAGGCAGAGCAAAAACUGAGGCACUAGAGAAACAGCUGAAGCCAGGGCUGACCAUGUUGCCUUCUCUGGAGGUGGGGUUCCCCUCAGUGGGCCUGGAGAUUCCCCUGCCCAAGGGGAAUGCAGACGUGGAGCUCCCCAAGCCGAGAGUGGGGGUCCCAGACAUAUCUGUAAAGAUGCCCUUGGUCAGCCUACCCAAGCUGGGCUCCAAAGCCCAAGAGGAGGGGGAAGGUAAAUUGCCGCACGUGGAACUGGGAAGCCCUAAGACAAAAGACAAAGGCCCCAAGAUCCAGAUACCGGGUUUGGGGAUCUCCCUGGUGGAGCACACGCUGGAGAGCAAAGAGGGUGCCACGGUGGCCGUGGAGAGCAAGGCAAAGCUCCUGGACGUGAAGGUGCCAUCCCUUGACAUCUCAGCCCCCAGAGUCGGCGAUGUGCAGCUUCCCAAGCCCAUGGUGGAGCUGGCUGUUAGGGUGAAGGCAGAAGAGGCUGCUGAAGGGCCCGGAUUCAAGUUCCAGAUGCCCCAAGUGUCACUUCCAAAGCUCGACCUCCCUGCCAAGGCAGCAUACUCCCCACCCCAAAUGCCUGCCAAGUUGCCAAAGACAGGAGGUGACACUGGAGUGAAGGUCAGUGUCCCAAAGGUGGAUCUCUCCUUACCGGCGGUGAAGUUGCCAGAUGUGCGUCUUCCCAAGGUACCCGUACCAAAGCCAGAGCUGGACAUUUCUGUGGAGAAGCCCAAGGUGGAGGUGGCUGGUCCUGUGGCUCGGCUGAGCUUUCCAUCAGCAGCUGUGCCAGUGCUUGACAUUGACUUGCCCAAAGUUGGGGUUGAACUGGAUUUGCCAAAGGUUGAAAGUGAGCUUGUGAUCACUGAGCAGCCACCCCGGAGCCACGAGGUCAAGCUGAGGGUGCCCACGUUUGAGACAAUGAGCAAAGACCUGGAGAUAGAGAUCAGUGUGCCCAAAUGCCAGGUGGACCAGCCAGAGUCAAGUGUGAGGACCUUGGAGGGACCAGAUGUCAGUGGGAUGGUAGCCAAAAUCCCCAAAGUGGACCUUUCUCUUGGGAAGGAGCUUCCAGCGGCUGAAGGGGAGCGAGUGGGAGAGAUUGGCCUGGAUCUGCAGGGCAAGCCAUUACCAAAGAUUGGCCUGGAACUGGAAGGCCCCCAAAUGAAACUGCCUUUAGUAGAAAUCCCAUCUGUAAAGCUCCCAGACGUGGCCAUUGAGAGUAGCAAAUUCCUGGAGGCCGAGUCCAAGAUGAAGUCACCCAGAUUUGCCCUCCCCAAGUUCAGCAUUUCUGCCCCCAAAGCCUGGAAGGCAAGCCCAGACCCAGAGGCAUCAGUGCCCGAGGCCAGGGGCCCAGAAGCUGCCGAGAAAGGCUCAAAGUUGAAGAUGCCAAAGUUUGGGAUCUCCUUCCCCAAAUCAAAAUGGGGGCUGGAGGUGGAAGGCCCCAAACUAGCUCUCGGUGUUGAAGGGAAUGCGCCCAAGGAGAGGGCUGUUGCAGCCCUUGAGCCUGAUGUGAGAGUGGGUUCUCCCGAGACCAGAGUGCAGCUGCCUGCAGUGGACGUGGACAUCCCUGUGGUGGACGUGGACCUUGGCCUCCCUAAUCGGAUGGCAGAGUGGCCCAGUGAAGAGGCUGCAGGUGCCCUCCCUGAGGUUGGCAUUGGUCUCCCAGAUGUCAAGGUCAAAGUGCCCAAGUUUUCAUUGCCCAAAUUUGGAGGCAAAGACAAGGAGGGUGGCCUCGAGUUUGAGAGCCAGGAGGGCAAGCUGAGAGAGAGCAGAGAGGCCCUGGCAGGAGAUCUGGGCACAAAGAUGCCAGAGAAGGAGGCCAAGGUGUCCAAGUUCAAGAUGCCGUCAUUCAGCAUCAUGCGCAGAGACGCCCAGGGGACAGGCCCAGAAGUGGGCGCCAAGGGCAAGCAGGUUCCUGGGAGCCCGAAGGGGAAGCCACAGGGGCCCUUUGCAAAGAUGCCGAAGCUGAGGCUGACCUCUCCCAAAGUGCAAGUGGAGAAAGGGGAGGUGAUGCACGCUCGGGCCCCAGAUUUGGAAGUGAAAAUCCCUCAGGUUGAGCUUCCCAAGAUUGGCCCCAAAGGGGCCAGAGCAGAGGCAGGGCUGGUCAUGGGCUCAGACAGCCCCAGCCUCAAGGUGAAGAUGCCAUUACUGGAGAUCGCUGUGCCUGGCACCAAACCCGACGGGGACCUGAUUGUGGAGAAGCCCGUGGUGGACGUUUCAAAGGCCGACCUCAGAGGCUGUGAGGGGGAGCUGAAGAUCCCCAGAGUGCCUUCCAUCGGCAUCUCUGCCCCCAAAGCGGAGCUGGAUGUGAGCCUGCCCGCAGGCAGUGUCAAGGAAUCCACGCUGCAUGGAGCAACAGACGCCAAGGUCACGUUGCCACUAGUGGAACUGCCAAAGUUUGGGAGGGGUGAGGAGGUGGAGGUGCAGCUGCUUGGAGGGAGCAGGCUCAGCUUUGGAGGGGAAGGGGAAGCGGAAGCCUCCAUCUUGCCCCCCAAAAUCCGAGUGCCCAAAGUGGACAUCUCAUUGCCCAAAACCCGGCUUUCAGACGUGGAGCUGCCCCUGACUGAGGAGGAGGUGGCCGCAGAAGGGAAGUUCAGGAUGCCUUCAGUUGGGCUGCUAAAGUUCUCCACCCCCAAAGUGAAGGCCCCUGAGGUGGAGCUUGAUGUGAGCUUGGAAGCUGGGAAGGUGCCCAGGGCCAAAGCCAGCGCUCCAUCGGUCAGGUUGCCCAAAUUUGGGGGCUCCAGCUCAUAUAGGGAAGGAGAGGCCGAGAUGGAUUUGCCAAGAGUCCUGCAACUUGAACUGAAGGCUCCCAAACUCAGAGAGAGCACAGAGAUUCCGAGCCCUGAAAGUGGGGCAAAAGAAACCAAGCUCAAGAUGCCCUCUCUGCCCAUCACCUUUGGCCUCGGCAAGGCAGAAGCAGAAGCCAGGAUGGGACCUGACGAGAGCAAGUUCAAGCUCAAACUCCCAUCCUUGAGCCUCUCCAAAGCAGGCGCCGAGUCAAGCACAGACACCCAGCCCCUCUGCCCCCCUGCUGAGGGGGUGGAUGUCUCCUUCAAAAUGCCCCAGAUUGCUUUGCCUGACGUGGGCUUCUCUGUGGAUCUGGAUGGGAAGAGAGAGGCCAAGGGAGAAGCAGGAAGCGUGGCAGGUCUGGAAAUGGAUGUGGGAGGGUUGGAAGGCAGGCUGAAGGUGCCCCAGAUCAAGAUGCCAGUGCUUGAGGUGUUGGACCCCAAGGGGGACACCGGCGCCCCAGUACCUGCUUCUCAAGGCCGGCGGGGCUCAGGUGGAGGAGAGCAGGAGGGGAAGAAAAUGGCCUUCAAGAUGCCCGGCUUGGAGAUUUCUGCCCCAGGCCUCGGAGCUCGUGCUGACUACGAAGUGGAGGAGGCCCAACUUCAGCCCUGCGACUCCCAGGAGCCGGAGGGGGCUGGCAAGAGUGGCGGUGCCGGCAGUGAGGGGUGCAAGGGUGCAAGGGCCCAAGGGGAGGCCUUGGAUGCCAAUGCAGGGAAAAAGUACAAGGUGAAGAUCCCCAAGUUUGGGCUCUCUUUGCCCCGAACAGGACCAGAGGGUGGGGAAGGCAUUGCCGGGCACGAGGCGGAGGCCAAGGUGAAGAGGCCUGUGUUUGGCCUGGGCAGGCCCAAGGGGAAAGGGGCAGAAGGCUCCUCUGGGCUCCUUGAGGGAGAGGAGGAGCCGGACGGCACCCAGGGGCUGAUGGCCAAACUCAAGUUGAAGCCCACCUUUGGGCUUUCUCUCUCCAAGGCAGGGGCCGAGGUCAAUGGUGAGCUGGAGGAGAGCUCCUCCAAGCUGAAGGUGCCUAAGCUGGGCUUCUCCACGGCAGAGGGGGACGCUACUCAGGCCAACGGGGAGAGGGCGGAGGCUUCACUGCCAAAUGGGGCCCAGGACACCAAGAACAAGCUGGGCAAGAUCCGCCUGCCCCAAGUGGAGCUCUCAUCCCCCUCUAAGACAGACGAAAUGGACCCAGAGCUGAACCUCAAGCUGAUGAGGGCAGAAGAGGCCAAGGAGGAAGGCCAUGGGGCGGGGGGGGGAGGAGGAGGAGGCGGCAGUGGCAGCACCAGCAGCACCUUUGCUGCCCUCAAAGUGGCCAAGUUCAAGUCCCCCAAGAUCUCCUUCUCUGGCUUCAAGAAGCGCAAUGGGGAGGGGGCUCCUGGGGCAGUGGUCUCGUCUGCUGCCCGAACGGAGAUGGCUUCUUUGGAAAUGGGCAAUGUGGGCACCAAGGGGGAGAGGUCUCCCAAGUUCAAAUUUCCAAAACUGGUGCUAAGCCCCAAAUCCCAUGGGGUGCUAGAGAUCACUCCUGAGCACCGUGAUGACACAGGAGAGGGUGAGGGAAGGUUGAAAGUCAAGCUGCCCUCGGUGGGUUUCUCUGGGGAGCUCAGCUCUGAGGGGCAGAUCCUGGCGAGGGGGGAGGCCCCGUGAGAGCUGCAGAGGGCAGGGGAGGUGAUGGUGCCGGCUACUGUGUGAGUCGGGCAGUCGCUCGCCCCCUCCUGCACCCCUCCUCUUCCUGUGUAAUGUUUAGUGCUAACCAUGAAUGAGGGGGGGCAGUCCUUGGCAAGGGAGUGGGAGACGCAGCAAUCAGGUGCACACCUGACGGGUGCCUUCCCCUCCCACCUUGGAGGGCCAAUGCAUCGUCAAGUCAGGUGUGGUUUCCUUGCAGCAAAUCUGUGUGAAUAAAUUAUUCACUAGCCGUUCUGUCUGUCUGAAAAGGCUUAUCCCUGUGCCCCCCCCCUCAAAAAAGGGCCUGGCAAGCAGUUCCCCCCAUGCCUUCCUCCUCCCCUCUCAGCUGCUCUUGGGGGGGGGUCCCAUGGGAAGCUGUUCAGUUGUUUCCUCUCUUUGCAUUACUAAGCUUGUCUACUAAUGCACUGAGAACAGGUUGUUUGGAAGCCAGACACCAUUUUCCCCACACCUUUUGAUGUAGGUUAGAAGUGGGGAUGGGGAGGAGAGGGAACAGCACCUUUUUGGCGGAGGUCAUUCAGUGAGGAGAUGUUCUCCAUCAAGUGGCAUUGAAAGUAGCAGAGAGGAGCAUCUCCCCCUUGCAAAAGAGGGCUUUAGGGGGCAUUUCCCAGUGUGGCAUAGUGGUUAGAGUGCUGGACUCCGACCUGGGAGACCAGGGUUCGAAUCCCCACAGAGGCAUGAAGCUCACUGGGUGACCUUGGGCCAGUCACUGCCUCUCAGAGGAAGGCAAUGGUAGACCCCCUCUGAAUACCGCUUACCAUGAAAACCCUCUUCGUAGGGUCGCCAUAAGUCGGGAUUGACUUGCAGGCAUUCCAUUUACAUUUUCCCACAGAGGCAGGCGAGCUGAUUACAAGGAGUCCCAGCUCACUUGAGCUGAUCAACAGAGGUGCCCAAAGGAGCCGUCCCUGGAGAGCUUAAGCCAGGCCUUCCUAACCCGACAUGUUCCAGGUGUUUUGGGCGGCCAUUCCCAUCCACCCCAGCGUCAUUUGGCCAUGCUGGCUGCGGCUGUUAGGAGUCAUAGUCCAAAACAUCUGGAGGGGAGCAGGUUAGAGAAGGCUCAUUUAAGCAAUUCCACUGUGCCCAACUGCCUGGCAGUGCCUCCUUUGCCAGCCCCCUAGCCCGCCCACCCCCACAGUCACCCCCCUCUUGAGGAGGACCUCUGUGGCUCUCUUGAGUCAGAAAUGUUCCCUGAGGAGGACUGUGCUUUGUGAUUUUUAAGGUGCUCUUCAGAUUGUUUAAAGAUGAGCUGGAACUGGUUUUUGGCACUUUUGCAGGCCUCUUUGAUGCAAAGUGGAACCAUAAAGGACGGACCCCAUUUCUGGUUCCAAGAUAUAAGGUGCUCCCUUGACCUUGGAAGUCCAGUUCCUGCCCCCCCCCCGAAAUUGGUGUCUCCCUUCCUUCCAGGUCUCCCUCUUGUCUUUCCUCAAACAGAGAGGCAAACCCACCCUUUUCUAAGGGGGCUGUGGAGGCAAACUCUUCCCCAGUUUUCUCUCACCCCCUUGCCUUCAUGGUGGUGGUUUCACCAGCAGCCCCAAUUUUACUUGAAUUAUAGAAGAGGUCUUAGGCCCAUGUUAGGAACAAGAGCUCAAUUGUGAUGCGCACACACACCCUCUGCCUUAAUUCUAAAUGCGCAUGAAUUGAUUCUAGAUUUUCAAUUGUAAAAUAGCUCAUUAGCUCCACAAAGAGAGGCCCACCCCCCUUCUGUCGGGCCAGGAGGGGGUGUGGGGGGUGCAGUGAUCAUGCCAAGGCAUUAACACUUAGGGCAGAAAUGGGCUUGGCAGGGUGGGAUUUGGGUCACUAGUCUGUCAAGUGAUGGGAGUGGGUGCAGGAAUAAUUUCUUGUUGCUCUGAGAUGUACAGAAAUCUGUUAUCCUAAUUUUUUAACAACACAGGCUUGCUGUGAUAGGCUUCCACUUUUGCCACUAAAAAUUUCCAGUAACUGCCUCUGUGCUGAUUGUAUGUUUAAUUACUUUUUUAAAAAAAUCAAGAUGUUACAACACUGUAUCGCUGAUACACUCUACUUACUGCUGCUUUUUUCUAUUCUGGGUCUGAAUAAAAAUUAAUCU
This is a messenger RNA of Rhineura floridana, 8376 nucleotides long. RefSeq names its product periaxin (gene PRX). The record is from RefSeq and is a predicted model, not a curated record. Gene Ontology annotation, molecular function: protein binding. Gene Ontology annotation, cellular component: nucleus; cytoplasm. Bases 603 to 6275 code for a protein of 1890 amino acids. Lineage: Eukaryota; Metazoa; Chordata; Lepidosauria; Squamata; Rhineuridae. The transcript has 8 exons. Gene Ontology annotation, biological process: regulation of RNA splicing.